AUCUAUAUCGAAAGAGUAAACAAAUGUUUUUUUGUUGUUGAAACAUUUGUAUUAUACACAACUGCUGACAGAAUACAAUACUUGUAAUAGUUAUAAGAUUUAAAUGUAUAUAUAAAACUUUUAUUAUGCCUACUGUUAUUUUAUUAGACGUUUCCCUGUCUAUGUCUCGGCCCGUGCCGACGACGGACACGACAGAGAGCCACACUCGAUUUACGUUAGCUACAGCAGCUAUAAACACGUUUCUAGACUACUUAUGCAUCCAUGCUAAAUUAGAGUAUGUCGCAUUAGUGACCUUCUCUUCAGUUUAUGAAGUUGCGGUUCCUUUCACUCGUGAUUUUGAUACUAUAAGGACAAAAUUACCUCUACUGGAUGAUGGAGACAAGACAUGUAUAGAAACCGCUCUUCAUGGAGUUAAUCAGCUGAUACUAAAUGAAUGGGGUUACCAAACACCAGUUCAGAUAAUUUUGGUUACAGAUGGCAGUAGUGGUGUGGGUGCAAUUGGCAGGAAUCGCAUAAUCCAGGCACUACCUCUUCCACCAACCUACCCUGGAAAGAUACAUGUGUUGCCAAUAGUAUCUCCUCAUGAUUUAAGCUUGCAAUAUGCGAUGCCAAUUUAUCAGAAAAUUGUUGAUCUUGCAUGUAAUACAACCAACAACUCCAAUAGUAAUAUAAGUCGAGGUGCUAUCUAUACUCCUGAUCAGUUAAAUGUGCCUGGUGUAAUAGCAGCGAUGACUCGACUAUGUGAACAGCAUUAUCAAGAAUUUUGGUGCACUCUUAAGUGUGGACAGCUUGAGACAAGGGUGCAACUAUUUCCAGCUCCACAUCCAGCUUCCCAAGAGGGCUUAUCGGGAAGUUACACAUUAUCUAGUCAACUACAUGUAGUUGGGUUCCUACAACAACAAGACUUAGGUACACCAAUAGCAAUAAGCAAACACCUCGUAAUACCUCAAGCUCAAAUAGGUAGCAACACUGCACCUCGUGAAAACUAUGGUUCUAAAACACCCACUAAGGAAGGAAGCAGCACAGAAGGAACGUCAACAGAAGAGGACUCCUCCGACCCCAGCAAAGUUUCCAACUUCUGUGUUUUAUUACAUGGAGCACUAAAGGUAGAAGGCAUGUCUGCGAUAGUCCAGCUUGGAGCGGACUGGUGGGGCACAUUAUCAGCUUGGUGCGAAGUAUCGAGAGCUCGACGAUCAUGCUUAUUACUGAGCGUCCUUAGACCUGGAGCCUCGGCUGCACCAUGGCUCGGACCACUGGACCAAUUGGGACCUGUUGAGGAGAACUCUACUUCUACGGACACGUUCCCCGUGCGGUCGUGGCGCUCGUACAGUGGGGGCGGCUCGGGCUGUGCGUGGGCGCGCCCGCACGCGCUGCUCGCCGACGUCCAGAAAGUUCUAAGACACGCUAGGAAGUUGCCGGACAAAACUCAACACCUAUAUAAGGAACUCAACCGAUUACGCCGUGCAGCUAUAUCUCUUGGCUUUGCUGAGCUUCUCACAUGCGUGGGUAGCGCCCUAGAGCGGGAAUGUACCGCACUCCCGUCGAGCGCGCCCCCUGAAUGUGCUUUACAACUCGCACAUGCCGCAGCAGCAUUACGGGAUCCCAGGACGGCACUUGAUAUAAAGCACACUCUUCAACCACUUGCUACAAAUUUUACUGUUACAUCUAUGUCUCAUUAAAUUGAGAAUUAACAACAAAUAUAAUUAAACUUUCUUAAACAAACGAUAUUCUAAUCUAAAAUAAAUACGGAUAUUUUAAGGAA
This is a messenger RNA of Nymphalis io (European peacock), 1762 nucleotides long. RefSeq names its product integrator complex subunit 14 (gene IntS14). Gene Ontology annotation, biological process: snRNA 3'-end processing. NCBI's taxonomy places the organism in Eukaryota, Metazoa, Arthropoda, Insecta, Lepidoptera, Nymphalidae. Gene Ontology annotation, cellular component: integrator complex. The transcript is spliced from 10 exons. The coding region runs from base 126 to 1679 and encodes 517 amino acids. The record is from RefSeq and is a predicted model, not a curated record.